UAAAAGUUCAGCCGGUCGCCUCAACGCUUCACAAGAGAAUGAGAAAAAAUAUACGUCGUUUAAUCUGAAAACAGCUGGACGGAGUAAUUAUUUAUCCUUAAAGGUUUCUUCUAGCCAAGCAAAAUGGCCACUUCGUCUAGCGCCAGACUCAGUAAAAGUGUGAAACAGCAGUACUUGGAGCUCCCUCAGGGAGACAAGGUCCAGGCCAUGUACAUCUGGAUUGACGGGACAGGGGAAGGGCUGCGCUGCAAGACGAGGACUCUGGAUUCGGAACCUAAAACCAUCGAAGAUCUCCCAGAGUGGAAUUUUGAUGGCUCAAGUACUUACCAGUCUGAAGGCUCCAACAGUGACAUGUACCUCCUCCCCAAGGCCAUUUUCCGAGAUCCGUUUAGAAAGGACCCCAACAAGCUGGUUCUGUGUGAAGUGUUUAAAUACAACCGCAAACCUGCAGAAACAAACCUCCGUCAGACAUGUAGGAAGGUCAUGGACAUGGUGGAAAACCAGCAUCCGUGGUUCGGCAUGGAGCAGGAGUAUACGAUUCUCGGCACAGACGGUCAUCCUUUUGGUUGGCCCUCAAACGGCUUUCCUGGACCACAAGGUCCGUACUACUGUGGCGUUGGAGCAGAUAAAGCCUAUGGAAGAGACAUCGUGGAGGCCCAUUACAGGGCCUGUCUGUAUGCUGGGGUUGAGAUCUGUGGCACCAAUGCUGAAGUUAUGCCUGCACAGUGGGAGUUCCAGGUGGGUCCGUGUGAAGGCAUCAGCAUGGGAGACCAUCUUUGGAUCGCUCGCUUCAUCCUGCAUAGGGUGUGUGAAGACUUUGGUGUGGUCGUCUCGUUCGACCCCAAGCCCAUCUCAGGAAACUGGAACGGCGCCGGGUGUCACACUAACUUCAGCACCAAGCAGAUGCGAGAGGAAGGGGGUCUGAGGCACAUAGAGGAAGCGAUCGAGAAGCUCGGCAAGAGGCAUCAUUACCACAUUCGCGUCUACGAUCCCAAAGGCGGUCGGGACAACGCCAGACGCCUGACCGGCCACCACGAGACCUCCAACAUCCACGAGUUCUCCGCUGGCGUCGCUAACCGUGGUGCUAGCAUCCGCAUCCCACGUUCUGUGGGCCAAGACAAGCGAGGCUACUUCGAAGACCGCCGGCCGUCGGCCAACUGCGACCCGUACGCCGUGACGGAAGCCAUUAUUCGCACGUGUCUCCUGAGCGAAGAAGGGGAGGAGCCUGUGGAAUACAACUGAACUGGGGGCCAGGAAGCCCCGCCCACCUCACUGCCUCUAAUGGGCCAGUCCUUACGGGGGUUGCAGUAUGCAUUUUGUUCGUACUGUAAUUUGUGUGGUUGUACUUAAAAUUUGUAUGUAGUUGAUUGGUCAAUGUUAUAUAAGAGAGAGACUAGAUAGAACUCUUCCAGGGGAAAAAACAAAACAAAAAAACAAAAUGUUGGGUCAGUUGGUCACGAAGGUUUUAGAGUUCAUACUGCAAGUUUGUUUUUGUUUUAAUAAGUCCUUUACUUCCAUUGGCUGGAUAAGAUGUAGAGCAAUAGAGGGUAGACACAAGAAUACUGCACCACUUGUAAAACUAGCACCUAGUUAUUUUUGUACCUGUAACUUGUGGCCCUCUGUUGGACUAAAUGCAUCUACCAUGGUUUUUAUUAACUGAUUACGAGUUUUAUGCCUCGUAAUGACAAUGACACAUUAUUGUAAUAAGAGUGAAGUUACCACAUUCUACUCCAGUUUUGGAAUUAGAUUACUGGCUUGUAACCUAGCUCUUACAAGAUACACAUGCACUGGUGAAAUCUAAAGUUUAUUUGACUCCCUCAUCAUUCCUAUUAUUGCCUAAUGAAAGGCUUAGUUUUCUAAACUCCUACAGUCUGAUUUUAUUACAGAAUAAGCUGCUUGACUUUUUUAACAAUCACCAACAUUAAAACAUUUGUAUUUUUCCCAAA
Electrophorus electricus (electric eel) is the source of this 1946-nucleotide messenger RNA. It is a transcript of the gene glulb, whose product is annotated as glutamate-ammonia ligase (glutamine synthase) b. The record is from RefSeq and is a predicted model, not a curated record. Gene Ontology annotation, molecular function: glutamine synthetase activity. Gene Ontology annotation, cellular component: cytoplasm. NCBI's taxonomy places the organism in Eukaryota, Metazoa, Chordata, Actinopteri, Gymnotiformes, Gymnotidae.